Molecule: messenger RNA, 672 nt
Organism: Echinostoma caproni
Lineage: Eukaryota; Metazoa; Platyhelminthes; Trematoda; Plagiorchiida; Echinostomatidae
Source: the annotation of a GenBank genome assembly
AUGCUCGAGAAUCCUGAAGAUUGCAAAAGCAAUGUGAAGGACGAUCUCAAAGGAAGUGACUCUAUUAUCAAAAAUACGGAAAAUGGUGAAAAAACGGAAGGCGAACUCAUGGAAGAUGCUCCGUACACCAUUAAAGUUAUACCAUCACACGCAGAACCCUUCGAGCUGCAAGUUAGCUCUUUUGAACUCGUCCAAGAGAUACACAGAGUUUUAAUGGAUCGUGAGGAGACAUGUAGCUGCACUUGUUUUUCUCUAACGCUGAAUGGUCAAACCCUGGAUAUGUUCGCAGAGUUAAAGGCCGUGGAGGGCCUGUCAGAUGGGGCCGAGAUUCGUGUGGUCGAGGAGCGUUAUAGUGUCCGUGAAGCAAAAAAUCAUGUCAAACAUGUUCACGAUCUCCUGUAUUCCAUCGAACCAUACGAUGCAUAUGCAGGGAGGGAACAGAUGUCUCUUUGCUUCGUAAACGUCAUCACUGGGGAUUUGGUGGAGUUCGACAAGGCUGUUCUCUUCAGCCUUGUCCCAGAGGGUGUUCUGCGAGAUGCUCUGUCCAUUCUAGCAAACGACGGAGUCGAACUCCUCACAGACGUGUUAACUCUAGAAUCAGUACAGUUACCCAUGUGGCGGAGAUGUUUUCCCACCGAAGAGAGAACGCAAUGCAAAUAUCCGGGGCUAUAA